AAAAUUAAUGCCGUUUAAGGUCACGCCGUACGAGGAAAAGAGAUUUUCCGCCCCAUGCCUCUCUCUUCUGUUAAUCAAAUCUCUCCCAAUAUUUAUUAUUAUUUCAAACCCAAGAUGAGAUCUACGUACUUGUUCACAAUCUCUUCAUUUUCCUUCACCAAUCUCCUCUAGGUAUAUUAGACAUUGCAGAAUUCACAGUUUCAACAUUGUUGGUCAAUUUGAAUUUCAUCAGUAGGAAUUUGUGAUCUCUGCAGCUUUCGAUAAAGAUUAUUAGAUAAGCAAAUUGUCGUCUGGCUGUAGAGGAGAAUGGCAGAAACGAUAUCCAGCUUCUGGGGUCCAGUCACGUCAACAAUUGAGUGUUGUGAAAAAAAUUAUGCGUAUUCAUCUUAUAUUGCAGAAUUUUACAACACAAUAUCCAACAUUCCGACCAUCCUUUUGGCUCUCAUUGGUCUUAUAAAUGCUUUUAGACAACGGUUUGAGAAAAGAUUUAGUGUUCUUCACAUAUCAAAUAUGACGCUUGCCUUUGGAAGCAUGUUAUACCAUGCUACCUUACAACAGGUGCAACAGCAGAGUGAUGAAACUCCUAUGGUGUGGGAGAUUCUGCUGUACAUGUACAUCCUCUACUCUCCAGAUUGGCAUUACCGAAGUACAAUGCCUAUCUUCCUAUUUUUGUAUGGUGCUGCUUUCGCCGCUGUCCAUUCAGUUUUCAGUUUGGGUAUCGGCUUCAAAUUCCAUUAUGUUGUGCUCUGUCUCCUCUGCAUUCCAAGAAUGUACAAGUAUUACAUUUACACCGAAGAUGUGUGUGCCAAGCGGAUCGCAAAGCUAUACGUAGUCACUCUUCUAUUAGGAAGUUUGUUUUGGUUUUGUGAUCGAGUUUUCUGCAAGGAGAUAUCCCAAUGGCCAAUUAAUCCUCAAGGUCAUGCUUUAUGGCAUGUUAAUAUGGGCUUCAAUUCCUACUUUGCAAACACAUUCUUAAUGUUUUGCCGUGCUCAACAACGCGGCUGGUCUCCCAAAAUUGUUUGUUUGAUGGGUGUGUUGCCUUAUGUGAAGAUUGAGAAGCCGAAACACCAGUAAGAGAAGAUGAAGAUUGAAAGAGUUAUCGAUGUUUCGCUCUUGGUUCUCAGUUUUGUUUUGCUGAUUUAGAUUGGUUUAAGGGAUGAUGAUUUUUUAUAUAUAUUUUGUUGCAGCCUUAGGACAUGUACAAUAUUUAUGCCAUAUGGAUGCUUUUCUUAACACUACUUAUGACACAACCAAAAGUUUUGUUGUUCUGGUUGUUCGAUUCGCAGUUUCAUACCACAUUUUACAUGUAACAUGUUAUGUAACCCUUUUUGUAGGCUGAGUUUGAGUAUGUUAUUAACUUUGGUUUCACUAGGAAAUUCCCUUCUGAAAGUUUCAAUGCAAGUUGGGAAUUAGAUGAUAUGCAACUAAAAAAGUGCAGUUGCAGUUCAUAUAUUCAAUCACAGCUGAUUUGCAGGA
This is a messenger RNA of Cicer arietinum (chickpea), 1476 nucleotides long. RefSeq names its product alkaline ceramidase. Gene Ontology annotation, cellular component: membrane. The record is from RefSeq and is a predicted model, not a curated record. Gene Ontology annotation, molecular function: hydrolase activity, acting on carbon-nitrogen (but not peptide) bonds, in linear amides. Gene Ontology annotation, biological process: defense response to other organism; autophagy; ceramide metabolic process. NCBI's taxonomy places the organism in Eukaryota, Viridiplantae, Streptophyta, Magnoliopsida, Fabales, Fabaceae.